Molecule: messenger RNA, 2283 nt
Organism: Trichophyton verrucosum HKI 0517
Lineage: Eukaryota; Fungi; Ascomycota; Eurotiomycetes; Onygenales; Arthrodermataceae
Exons: 4
Coding region: 1-2283 (760 amino acids)
Biological process (GO): regulation of transcription by RNA polymerase II; DNA-templated transcription
Cellular component (GO): nucleus
Molecular function (GO): DNA-binding transcription activator activity, RNA polymerase II-specific; zinc ion binding; RNA polymerase II cis-regulatory region sequence-specific DNA binding
Source: RefSeq, a predicted model, not a curated record
AUGUCAUCGCCAGAUGAUAUGCAGAAUCGCAUAGACAGAUUGGAGAACCUGGUUUUGUCCCUGAUGACCAAUGGCGCACAGUCGGCUGGACCUACUGCUGCGAUUGCUACCGUGUCCGGGGAUAGUAGUAUAGCUUCACAAGGCCCGCAGAGCGCAAGCACGAAUACGGUCGACAUCGACUUGAAAGAUGAAGAAAGUGAUACGGAACAGGUUACCAAAUCGUUUGGAAUCAUGAAAGUGGAUAACCAGAGCCAAAAAUCAUAUUAUGUCUCCGAAGCACAUUGGUCAACAAUCCUGAAUGAUAUUUCAGAAGUUAAGCAUUUCUGGGCUACCCAUAAGAAGCAGUACGAGGAGCAGAUGCAGAAAGUGCAAGCAACCAAGCAGACACAGGAUCUGAAGGGCUCUGCGCUAAUAUUUGGCGCCAUGUCGUUACCCACCGAAGCAGAGAUUAUGGCGUCUUUCCCUUCAAAAUACACUGCAGACAUGCUGCUCCGCCGUUUCUUUGCUACCCUCGACCCCUCUAUCACAAUGGUUUUCGCAAUGCUUCGGCUGGCGAUGCUAUCAUACCACAGGGAACGAGACGAACCCCCAGAAUUCCGGGGGAAGUCAUUAGAUAUAGCCAAAACAUAUCGGAUUGCAAUGGCACAAGGGCUAGUAUACUCAGACUUCACGAAGCCUCAUCGAUAUCUCCUUGAAACCUUGGCAUUUCAUUUACAAGCUGAGUACUCUCAGAGCUGUGACUCCGAGACGUCAGUUUGGAUCCUGGUUGGAAUGAUCGUCCGUCUAGGGAUGAGAAUGGGAUAUCAUCGAGAUUCUAAAAUGUUUCCGAAUAUAUCUGUUUUCCAGGGAGAAAUGCGUCGACGGCUUUGGACGUGGGUUAGACAGGCGGAUUUGCUAUUCUCCUUCGAGGCGGGACUUCCAAGUAUGAUUCGAACGGGAGACGCGGAUACAGACUUUCCCCGAUGUCUAUAUGAUGAAGACUUUGAUGAAGAUUCCAAGGAGACUCCUCCGGAAAGGCCAUUUAACCAGCCAGCCCCUAUUGCGUAUACCAUUGUUCAUGCAAGACUCACAACUGUCUUUAGUCGGGUGCUGGAAAAGUCACAGAAACUUCGAGGAUCUUCGUACGAGGAAGUUUUAGAGUUGGAUCGAGAGCUACGGCAUGCCCGCGAAAUGAUUCCCGAAUGGCUGCAGAUGAAACCUCUUCCUGAAUGCGCCCAUGAACCAUCUACUCUAAUAAUGAAUAGAAUCGCGGUAUGUACUUAUCCUAUUGGUCAAUUGCCUAAUCUCGUUUUACUAAGUUUGAUAUUACAGGUUGAAAGCAUCUACCACAAAGCCCAAUGUGUUCUACAUCGCCCUUAUCUAACAAGGGCCCGUGAAAAUCCACGGUAUACUUUGUCACAUCGGGCCUGCAUCGAUAGUUCGCUCGAGCUUUUACGACUUCAAGCAAUGCUGCAUGCAGAAAAAACAUCCGGCAGAAGAGUCCUACAUCCAAGAUAUUACACCACGUCACUUACUGGCCACGACUUCCUGCUAGCCAGCACCAUUCUUGCCCUUGAUCUCUACCAUGAAGCACAGUUAGAAGCGAACAGGCGGCAAGGUGACAGUCCAUAUGGCUGGGGAUGCGGAAUGCAGGAGGAGAUGCUUGCUACCCUUCGGCAAUCCUAUAACAUCUGGAACGAACUAAAAGACGAGUCUAUGGACGCAUGGAAGGCAUCCAGUGUUCUGGGACUGCUUCUGGAGAAGAUAAGUUGUCGACGAGAAAAUAGAGAUACCACGUCAAUGGAUAGCAGCUUUGAUCCGCAGGAUGAGAAACAGAGUGCUGCUAUGACUCUGGGACUCCUUAGUAGCGGAUUAACGCCCCAAGGACCAACAAGUCCGCCUCAAUUCGGAGAUUCCAUGAUAGGAAUUGAUCGGACGUCCUCGGCCCAGCAAGGAGGCUUACCUUCUAACAUAGACCAAUUGGCAGGCCUAAAUUCUCCGUUUGGCAUGUUUGGUCAGAUGCCAGACAUGCAACCAUUCAACCUCGACUGGGAGGCCUGGGAUAACUAUAUCCAGUCAGCCGCCCUUGAUCCCACCAACCAAAACUGGACAGAUGUAAAUCAACGGCAAGACUUCCAGCAAACACACCAGCCUCAGACUACCGCUGAGAACGAGCCAAAUAUGUCUAUAAGACCACCAACAUAUCCUCUACACAAUGGUACAUAUGAUGCGAACGGCAAUGCCUCCACUCACCCCACAUACAUGAAUAAUAACGACUACCAAGGAGGUGCAAACGCCUCCUGA